This is a messenger RNA of Drosophila busckii, 1619 nucleotides long. Its product is annotated as Na(+)/H(+) exchange regulatory cofactor NHE-RF1. Gene Ontology annotation, biological process: protein localization to plasma membrane. Gene Ontology annotation, molecular function: protein-membrane adaptor activity; protein binding. Gene Ontology annotation, cellular component: apical plasma membrane. Bases 442 to 1362 code for a protein of 306 amino acids. NCBI's taxonomy places the organism in Eukaryota, Metazoa, Arthropoda, Insecta, Diptera, Drosophilidae. The transcript is spliced from 2 exons. The record is from RefSeq and is a predicted model, not a curated record.
CCCGCGAAAACGGUUAAAACGUUAACGGCGCGAGUUCGCUUUAAACACACACAUACACGUAUACGUAUGAACGAAUAAAAAGUAGAAGUGGAAGCAGAAAUAUCAAACAAUUUGAAGUGCGCCUGCGUUUACGUCUUUGCAUACGGCUAUCUCUUUAUCUCUAUCUCGCGCUCGUUCUUGCACACACACUUGAUCACGAGAGCCGCCACGAUCCGCAGCAAUUAUCUUUGUUUUUGAUUGAUUUCAAACUACAAACACACACACAAACACACACGCAUACUAAAAUAAAAAGUGCAAGUAAAAAAAACUAACAAGCAAACAAAUUGAAUAAAUGAUAUUGAAAUCAUUGCAAAAAGUGAUAAAAACAACAAGCUAAGGCUAAGAAUAACAAUAACAAUUGCAUACAACUGCAACAAUUAACGGAUUGUUUAUUUAAGCGCCAUGUCCACGCCUACAACACCCAAGACGCCCACACCGCCCACAUUGCCACCGGGCGUAACCAAAACAUGCCACAUAGUGAAGCGUCCCGACUUCGAUGGCUAUGGCUUCAAUUUGCACUCGGAGAAGGUGAAGCCAGGACAGUUUAUUGGCAAGGUCGAUGACAAUUCGCCUGCUGAGGCGGCUGGACUGAAGGAGGGCGAUCGCAUACUGGAGGUCAAUGGCGUGUCCAUUGGCAGCGAGACACACAAACAGGUGGUGGCACGCAUUAAGGCCAUAGCCAAUGAGGUGCGACUGCUGCUGAUCGAUGUGGAUGGCAAGGCGAUGGAACUGCCCGCCAUGAGCAAUGGCAACGGCAGCAGUUCGCCCUGCUAUGAGGGUACCAAGCAGGAGAUGCCGGGCGCCAGUGCCAACAUUAGCAGCAUCAGCGUCAUGAGCACAAAGCGCGUGAGCAAUGCCAGCAGCGUUAGCACUAUGAAUGCCAGCGAUGUGGAUGUGGUGGACAGAGGCAUGCCCAUGCCACCGCUAGCGCCAGUUGCUGAUCCAAGCAGCAUGCACAACGGCAACAAGUCGCCCAGCAGCAACAGCAACAACAACAACAACAACAGUUUGAUGAGCACGCCGCCACCGCCAUCAGCAACGGUGGCCAUGACUAGCAAUGGCAGCGUUUAUAGCAGCAGCAACAAUAACAACAGCAGCAGCAGCAACAACAACAACAAUAACAACAACAACAGCAGCACAAAUGGCAAUGUCAAUGGCAGCACCCAUGCCACGCCCACUGCAGCAACAAAUCGCGCUGGCAGCUUAAAUUUACCACUAACAGCCGCUGAAAUGCGCGCCAAGCUCGCCUCGAAGAAGAAAUACGAUCCUAAGAACGAAAGCGUUGAUCUUAAGAAGAAAUUCGACAUUAUACAAAAGCUCUGAGAUCGUGCUCCCCCCCUUUCCUCUAUCUAUAUCAUAUGCACACCCAAAACAUUUCUUAACACACCGUACUUGUUAAUUUUUUACACGCAGCGCACAAAAUUAUUCUAAAGUGUACUACACAUUUAAAUAAUAAAUUGUUUUUGAGUUAUUUUCUUUCUACUUCAGCUACGGCAGGCAUUACUUACAAUAUAUAGUUACUAUAUAUAAACUAUAUGUAUUUAGUACGCAAAAGUCACUUAUGAAUUAAGCAAUAUUUU